Gasterosteus aculeatus aculeatus (three-spined stickleback) is the source of this 1542-nucleotide messenger RNA. RefSeq names its product ADP-ribosylation factor-like 4D (gene arl4d). The record is from RefSeq and is a predicted model, not a curated record. Lineage: Eukaryota; Metazoa; Chordata; Actinopteri; Perciformes; Gasterosteidae. Gene Ontology annotation, molecular function: GTP binding; GTPase activity.
CCGGAGCUGCUCAGUGCUGCUGCAUGAGAAGAGGAGCGGAUGUGACCGGCGGGACGAACAUAAUCUGUGGACCAUGGACGCGUUUAUUGCCUGUGGAUAAUGUUUCCGCUGCGCAUUUGAAAAACAACGUAUCACCGUCUGAUCCCUUCGGCCUCUGAGAACGAGGACCAAAUGCCACUCGACUAAAAAAAAAAAGAAAAGAGGAUUAAAGCAGGAAUCCGUCACCUCCCCCAAGUAGGUGUGAAUUGCCGGCUGCCAUCAUGGGGAACCAGCUGACUGAUAUUGCUCCCAACACGUCCUUUCUGCCAAACUUCCAGUCCCUGCACGUGGUGGUCAUCGGGCUCGACUCGGCCGGCAAAACCUCCCUGCUCUACCGGCUCAAGCUCAAGGAGUUUGUGAAGACCAUCCCCACCAAGGGCUUCAACACGGAGAAGAUCAAGGUGGCCGUCGGGGCCUCCAGAACCAUCAACUUCCAGGUGUGGGACGUGGGCGGCCAGGAGAAGCUGCGCCCGCUGUGGAAGUCCUACACCCGGCGGACGGACGGGAUGGUGUUCGUGGUGGACUCCACCGAGCUGGAGCGGAUGGAGGAGGCCAAAGUGGAGCUCCACAAGAUCACGCGCACCUCGGAGAACCAGGGGGUUCCGGUGCUCGUCCUGGCCAACAAACAGGACCAGGACUCAGCCUCCUCCGCGGGCGAGGUGGAGAAGCUGCUCUCCGUCCACGAACUGAGCACCUACACGCUGCACCACGUGCAGGGCUGCAGCGCCGUGGACGGCCGCGGGCUGCAGCCGGGCCUGGAGAAACUCUACGAGAUGAUACUUAAGAGGAAGAAGAUGGUGAAGCACAACAAGAACAGAAAGAGAUGAACUCCUCCUGGCUCCUGCCCGUGAAGAUUUGAUCCGCGGCCGAGACGCUUUGGAGCCUAAUGGGUCCCUUCGUUUUAACGGGAGAGUGAUUUGUGCCGACACAACAACAAUUACACGCGGCUGCGUGUUCAGGAGAAAUGGAUAUGCUCACAAUAAUUGAGAGUUAAGAGUUAUUGGCAUAUUUCUUCGUCCUGCAGCUGCCCAACAUUUUAUGAUUUAAAAGGGAUCUUGAGCAAUUAGUCUUCACUAAGUGCUUUUUUACACCUGUUUUAGGGAAUUAUAGCAAGCUUUUCUGUUAUCAGUAGGACUAAUAUUGAGUUUGUGUUUCCAGUCCCUAUAAUAUAUAAAACGUCCUUUUAAUCCUUCACAAGCUUGCACAGGUUCUGUCCCACUGAACUGCCGUUUUCGUUCCACAGAUGCUUCCCUGAAAUAUUUGUUGUGCUUGUGUUGGACGGAGGGACUUUUGUAAAUGAUGUGAAAUGAAAGAGAGCUCGGUGGUGAUGGAGCACCACCACAUUUUAAAUGUCCUUGCCAUGGAACUGUAAUCCCAAGUGCAUUCCUUAUGUGGCCACAGAGGUUAAGUUUCAGUUUCUAUAAUAACAAUGUUUAUACAAAUUGUACAUUUUUGUAACACUAAAGACUUAAUAAAUCUACACACAGAACAUCCAUUGCUUUA